This is a messenger RNA of Marchantia polymorpha subsp. ruderalis, 2833 nucleotides long. NCBI's taxonomy places the organism in Eukaryota, Viridiplantae, Streptophyta, Marchantiopsida, Marchantiales, Marchantiaceae. The record is from the annotation of a GenBank genome assembly.
CCACUGUAAAGUAACGACUCUGCAACCAUCCAAAAACUGCAACUCUGAACCUCACCACGGCAUCCCUUUUGCACAGCACAUUCAAAGAAAUGACGUAAUCGUAGUCUCUACAUUGCGUUUGUUCGUGCGAUCAGGUAGCCCCGCUCGAGCAGAGAAUGGCGAAACCAUAUCCGUUUCUGCACACUUUGAUUUCUCCGAAGAAGGCCGUUUCCGCAAACUGCUGCUCCAUUUGUUCAGCUUGGGUUCGACUCGGGCAUUUGGGAUGGUGCGCACGGCUGGGUGUGGGUCAUCGUGUCGCUACUGACACUGUGUUUGCUACUGCAAUUUGUCGAUUUGCCCACGAGGGACCAUCUCCUGUCUGCAGCGAGAAUAGAGACGAGACGAAUCUCUGACUUUCUGGGAAAAUCGUCGAGGGAAACGACUGGCAUUUCGCAUCCCAAUUAUAUAUAUCCUGGUCUGGUUCCUCCUUCUGUGUCCAAUUCUACCUGUGAACAUUCUACUCCGGCGGACAAGCGUUCCGAGAAGUCACGUUUUGCUUCACAAUCCACCACCAUCGCCCCGGAGUUCGACAUUUGCCUCGCUCUAUCGAUCGGAGAUGAUAGAGGCCAAACGCGCGACAAGUCUCUGCCGUUCCAAUUGGUGUACAGCAGCCUGUUUGCAGCUAUGAAGGAAGAAAUUUACGCAACACGAAGCCACAAGGGGAAGAGCAAGGCGAAGGAAGUGCAGGUUCUGGUGCGAGUCGACUACGGAAGCAUAGUGUGCAAAAUGGUGAGGGAUUUUUUGGACGAACUGGAAAUCGGUUUGCCGGGCGUGAAGGCGAAGUGCAGAAGCUUCGACCAGCUUACGGACGGUACGAAGUGUGGGAAAUUAAUGUCCGGGUCUACGCAUCGCCUCGUUCCUCAAAUCUCACCUGUUUUCAGUCGGAUGGCGAGUUGGAAGAGCCAGCGCUUCGUGGACCUGGACUGUUCAAGGCCCGAGGAGGAUGCGCCCGCCAUUCCCGAAAGCAAGUGACAAGUCACCAUAGUCACGGGAUUCAGCAGCAACCACAUUCUUCGGCAGUGGGGCUUUUCAUGCUUCGAUCUCUCGGCAAAGCUGCGAAGGAGGGCGUCCUCGAGCUGGGGACUGGAGUAUCGGUGGUCGUCUGGGCGAUGGAAAUUUUCAAGCCCGAGGAUCAGAAGAUUCUGGAUUGCAUCAUCGACGAGCUCAACACCGAGUACAACGUGAGGGCCGAGGUCAGGCUGUUCGAUUUCUCGGCGCACCCGCAGUGGAUGCCUCUCAAUCAGAGUCUGGGCUAUUUCGGAGGCACGGGCGAGUACGCAUGGAGCGAGGAAUCGCCCUGUGGGCCGACGCGGGAGAUCGAUUCGAAGACACCGUUUCCCUCGUGGAAACUUUCAACACGCUGAAAUUCACCGGCUUCGUUUCACGAAAUUCUCAUGGCACGAUCUGGACUCGCACUCAUCCGCUGCACUUGAUAUUCUUCCGGGCGAACCUGCCCAGCAUCUGGGUCUGGAGAACUGCGAGGCAGCAAUAGUGGGAUUCACGUUGAAAAAGUACAAGGAGAUCGCCCGGCCGUGGUACGAGUGCGCUCUCAUUAGGCAGUGCAUUGCACCGGACGGAUCAGACAGGAGUAACCAUCGCCAAGACCAAGCCGCUCUCUCUGUCCUCUCGAGAAGUCCCUGCGAGGGCGUGCACCAACAUUUCGGCCACCACAUGGACGACAAUCCGGUAGAUUCUGAGCCGGUGGUCACGCUCGGUGUAGAUACCACCCAUUGCUAUGUCGAUCCUCUUCGUUUGAGUCUUGCGCAAGGGACUCAUUUGGACCACGGGCCGGAGGGACCGUACAUGUGGCAUUGAUUUCGUAUAGCCACGAACAGACGCAAUUCUUUCCCAUUUAGUGUACCAUAUACAUUUUAGCCAUAGCUUCUUCCUUAGUGUAAAUUAGAGGUAUAAGAGCGAUCGACCCGUAGAUCGGCUGUACGGUAGAUAUUGUCAGAAUUUUUAAUAUACUUGGAGCUAGAUCCCGAUCCCUUCCCUAAGCUCACUUGCUUAGAUCGAAAGGGCUUCGGAUGUUUGGAGGAAUGUGAUGAAGAUGAAGAAGAUGAUCACGAUCAUGAGGCGCUUCGGGCGCAGCAAACUCUUGAGGCACAGUUUUGAGACAAGUGAAUGCACAUUAACUCAAACAAUAUAUGAUAUCGAAGUACGACAAAUAUGCCUCUGCAUGAAAUGCUCAUCUUGUCCCCCACCUCGCCAUAACGAAUUUGGCUGUAAUGUGCGUUCUAUUACCAGAUCAUCUCUCGCCUGUGCAUGGAAUGCUGCGAGAGAAUGCGAUAACUCUCGCUUCCGAUGUGGACCCUCACGCGAGGAGAUUCCUUGCGAGACUUGUGAGACCUGCGGGGACGACGAAGUCAGUGGACAGGCAGAGCGAGAGCAGCAACCAGUUACAAGAUCUACGGUGACGAGUGGUUCCAGGCGAUGCCGACGCCUGCUAGCGGGCAUUGCAACUGCGAGCGCAUCUACCGAUCGGACAACGUCGUCUCCGGGAGUCGAAGCCGGUGGACAGCUAUGGUGUGCGAUUUCGAAAGAGGUGGACAUGUGGAUCAGAUCGGCCUAGUCGGUGAAGCCUAUGGAAGCGAUGAGGUGAGCUUCCUCAUAUUCACAUAUUUUUGGAUCCAUGAAUCGCCCUACGAACCAGUAGCCAGUAAGAGCAGUCCCUGAGUAACAGUAAAGCCUCACGAUAUUAUUAACCGGGAGGUUACUGCACUCAAAAUAUGAUUAUUUGGGCAUUUCAUUUCUAAAAGACAAGGAUCAAGUUUAUUUAGUUCAUGUCAUGAAU